Anastrepha obliqua is the source of this 3880-nucleotide messenger RNA. RefSeq names its product centrosomal protein of 104 kDa. The record is from RefSeq and is a predicted model, not a curated record. The coding region runs from base 131 to 3310 and encodes 1059 amino acids. NCBI's taxonomy places the organism in Eukaryota, Metazoa, Arthropoda, Insecta, Diptera, Tephritidae. The transcript is spliced from 8 exons. Gene Ontology annotation, cellular component: cilium.
GAAAGCUAAGCCUUUUAGUGCAACUAAGAAAAUAAAAUAACAAAUACGUAUUGUUAUUUGUAGUUUAAUAUAAUCCUUGAAUAAAACAGAGUUGAUUGUCAAAUUUGCUGCUGCAAAAACAGAUCAGAUAAUGGCUAAAAAGAUACCAUUUAAUGUCGUUUUCGCAUCCGAUGAAGAUCCGGCCUUUCCUGCCAGCGAACUCAACACCCACGGUCCGACAGUGCACGGGUGGCGUAGCGCUCCCCACAGCUCUAUCACACCUCACGAUAUCGUACUGAGAUUUCAUAAACCAGCUAAAAUAUGUCGAAUACAAAUAUUAGCACAUCAGUUCCUCAUACCCGAGAAAGUCGAACUAUGGUUGCACUACUCACCAAAAGGUAUACCGAGCACUCCAUCCUCGCAAUGCUUCGACUUCCUAGGUUUUGUUGCGCUCUCCGACAACGCGGCCACCAACUACAAAUCGCGUGAACUGCAGAGCGUUUCAGUGAACCCGCGACGCGGCACACAUCUAAAGCUGCGCCUCAGCACCGCACACUGCAACGACUACAAUCCUGAUGGGCAAAUUGCUUUGAUUGCGGUCAAUGUCUUGGGUGAGGAGUUAGAUAAAAAUGUUGUUACUGUAACGUUGGAUGGUGUCCCACAAGCGGAUCUACUACAGGCGCAGUUGCCCGCUACCGGCAAUGGCUCAGCAGCAACGAACAAUGAGUUGAGCAACGCUGAGAUAGCUGGUUCAGCUGGCGCUGCUGUCGGCAUCGCUGAACCAGCCUUAGUAUCUAUUUGCGAUGAUCUACUCUUUUCUAUGUAUGUCGAGGAAUCCAUAGCGGAGAUCAUACGCGAAAUGGAGGAAAAGAAAUUGCAAGCGGUUGGCGCUGAACGCUUUGAAUAUGCGCGCAAGCUAAAGUUGUGUAUGACAGCGUUACGCGCCGCCGGCGAACGUUUGGGCCGUUACGCGCUAGCUAAGCGUCAAGCAGUGCAACAAGAGGAUUUCACCACUGCAAAGUUGCGCAAAGAACAAAUUGAAAUGUACAAGGCGCUAGUGUUGAAGCAUUUGUUGGUGAAGGAGUUGCUGGAAGCGAAUGGUUUGAACGCCUCUAAUGAUAUGGCGUGCGAAGUGUAUGCCAGCAAACCGAUAUUACCACCAGCGCCAAGUCUACAGGAUGUCGCACAAGCGCUGGCAGAAGCGCACUACCAAACGAGCACAAUGAGUCCGAAGAGUACACAAGACGAUCGUUCCUCAACCGAUGGUUGCAGUUCGGGUGGUGGAGCGGCCAUUUCAACAAUAUCUGGGACAGCACAAAGCAAUACAAACGAUAACAUGCCACUACAAUCAAAUACGACCCUGCGCAAAUCACAUGACGACAUACCGGUUUCGCCCAAGUUGGGCAAAGGUCGAAGCCCCAGUCGGCACAGUUCGCCUAUGUCCAGUCGGCAAGGUUCCCUGCGUCGUAGGAACAAGAGUGCGCCACGUAAUUCCUAUGAAGACUAUGAAGAGCGCGCUAUACCGACGUUGAGGCAUUCAAAUACUAAUGAAUUUUUAAGGGAAUGUCAAGGUACAGCUCUACUGGAGGCCGAUCCUAACCGUGGGCGUUCGCGUUUAAACGAUCGCGAACGUCGUCAGGCUGCACUACCGAUCCUCGUAUUCGGCAAUGAUAUGGUUGAGCAAUUCUAUUCACGGCAAUUCCAAGAUCGCGAAGAUGGUUUGAUUAGCUUACGCAAUUUUCUAAAAGGCAUGAAUCCUGACCAAUCAAAAACGAACACGAACCCGAACACCAAUGCUAAUUCCCACUCCAACUGCAAUUCGGGCAGUGAGAGUACGGCGGGACCCAAUAAGGUGGCGCGUAGCGCUGCGUUGCUGCUCCAUCGUGCUGUGCGCGAUGCUGUCUACUCGGUCUUUAGCCAAGCCACCGAAACUGUUCGCGUUCUCUUUCUCGAAUAUGUGCCUGGACGUGUAUCGCAGAGUGAAGUGGCGCGUUGUGUAGAUCGUUUACUACCCGAACUUCUGGCUAAAUCUGGCGAUCCAUCGGCGCGCAUCCAUACACUCGCCCAGCACACUAUACUUAGUAUAGCGGCUUGCCCCGAAGUGAUUGAACAGCAUCUGGUAGCGCCAGCACUCUCGCGCAGUGUCAGUUCCGGCACUCAUCCACGGCUGGCGCUCAGUCGCAUGCAAAUGCUGGAGCAAUUGGUACUCAGCCAAGGCAUCAGCACGGACAAGCAUAGUGGCCUUACGUGUCGUGCACUUUCCGAGUGUGGCUGCUCGGGCAUACAUCAUCCGGCUGAGCCGGUGCGCAAGGUGGCCGAACGUAUCUUAUUGUUGGUGUAUAAAGUGAAUCCGCGUUUGGUGCGGAAGCAGUUGCCACCCGAUGAUGAUAUAACAAGGCGUAAUCUGCUUUACCGCCAAUUGUUCACCGAAUUCGAUAAGCUGGAUUUGGAGCGUAAAAAAGAAAUGUUGGAAGCAAAUAAAUAUUCAGGACACAACAACAAUGAGCCUACAUCGCCGCCUUCACAUCGUGGCCGUAAUGAUUUGGAGCACUUACAGCAGGCUACUGGUAGCGGUGGUGGGACUGGCAGUGGCAGCGAUAGCCGCAGCAGUCCUUACAGUUAUAUGUACAGCACAAAAUCCCCAGAUCCGCAAUCAAGCCCCAUGCGCCGUUCUGAGACGCGUAUACUAAAGAGUAAAAGUGGUCAUGCGCUUGGCGGCACAAAUGGUUAUGCAAGUGGUGGCAGUGCCAGUGGUGGAGGCAAUGGAAAUGGUGCUAGUGGUGCAGGUGUUGGUAGCGGUCUGGUAGGCACAUUUGCUAGUUGCAAUGGCAAGCAGCAAUACAAUGAGCAACUGAAGCGUUCAAUGAUAUCUGCAAGUAACUCUAGAAAAGGCUCAAAUUCUAACUCGAACUCGGAAUCGCUGGAAGAACCGCCAGAUUUGAUACACUGUCCAUUUUGCGAUUGGUGCUGUAGCAGCAGCGAUCAAUCACAGCUAGACCGGCAUUACUGGAAGUCCUGUCCUUUUUUAACAAAGUGUCCUCAAUGCAGUCAAGUGCUGGAGGUGGCCGCUUUGAAUUAUCAUCUCACAAAGGAGUGCGAAGCAAAGGAUAGCUAUGUGAUGUGUGAGCGCUGUACAGAAUCGGUGCACAAGCAGCUGUAUGAUUUACAUCAGAUGGAGGACUACUGCCGAGAAUUGAAAACAGGCGCUGCUCGUUGCCCUCUAUGCCACGAUGACGUGCAUCUGCCUUUGGAUGGUGGUUGGAAAUUACAUUUACUAAGCUCGACAGGUUGUCCUGGCAACACUAGACGCCGCGCAAAGAAAUCAAACUAAUUUUAAUAUCUAGCGAAAUUUAGUGGUAGUACGAGUAUAUACAUACACAUUUCUGUAGGUUAUAGUUGUAGAAAGACAGAUAAAAAUUAUCUCUGCUUUGAUGGAAGUUUUACCGGUAUGACUACAGAUACUUACGUAGAACGUACAUACAUUCGUAUACCUAAUAAUAGCAGCAGAGAUAACGUAGAUCACAGAGAAAUUUCGCAUUCAAUUGUGGAAUGCGCUGAAUGCCUUCAUUCAUCGGAUUUAAUACUCGUUAAAUGAAUUGUGUUAUACCUACUCUAAAUAAGUAUUUACAUACAUACAUACAUAUACUAUACAAAAACGAACGUAUACUACACACUUCUAUAUAUACGUACACACAUAAUCUAGGGAUUUGUGCAAAUGCACAAGAAACAUUUUUGAAAGAAAUGCAUUAAUGCUGCUUUUAUAAGAAUAAAUUACCUUUUUUACCAACGCACUUCUUGCUAGAAUAUUUUUGAUAAGUUGCGAGUUUCAAUAAUUAAAUGAAAAAUUGAGAAUUUAGUAGUGAUUUGUGAUUUUUGAAAUCAAUAUAAAAAACAAAAUUUC